AUGGCGGACAUCAUAAAGGAAGUAAAUUGGUGUUUUCUUGUGCAAUUCGCACUCUUAUUAAACGUCGUCGUAAACGUAUUACAAAUCAAUGCAGAAGAUAUCAAUCGUUCUUGCAACAAGCUGGGAGCUUCAUGUAUUGACUGUGACYUCGACGAAUCUUGCGAAUAUGGCAAAGAUGUUCAAGUACAAUGCAAAGCCUUAGAAAAUUGUUUAUGUGAGGGACAGAAAAAUUUUACAAGGACAAUGAAUUGUAGAUAUUGUUACCAAGUACCCAAGGAGAAUUACAAGUGCUUGUACAAGACUAACUGCAAGGUGAUAUCAGGAACUAGUCCUCCUCCAAGGUAUAAAACAAACUGUACAGUUGAUGAAGACAUCAUAUGUCUUGGUAAUAGAACAUUUCAUAAGUUUUUACCAUGUAACUGGACAUCUGGCUAUCGGUGGUCUACUGCAGUGUUAUUGAGCCUAACACUUGGUGGAUUUGGAGUGGAUCGUUUCUAUCUUGGCCAUUGGAAAGAAGGACUUGGGAAACUUUUCAGUUUUGGUGGGCUUGGGGUAUGGACUCUAGUAGAUCUUGUCUUGGUUGCCAUUGGUUACAUUGGACCUGCUGAUGGUUCACUGUACAUUUUCUAAUAUUUUGUGUAAAUUUCUCACUCUGUAAAUAAAAUACUGUAAUAAUAUUGUAAAAAUAUUAAAUAUAAUCAAGAUAUAGUUCAAAAACGUACUAUUU
Exaiptasia diaphana is the source of this 727-nucleotide messenger RNA. RefSeq names its product TM2 domain-containing protein 3. The coding region runs from base 1 to 630 and encodes 209 amino acids. Lineage: Eukaryota; Metazoa; Cnidaria; Anthozoa; Actiniaria; Aiptasiidae. The transcript is spliced from 5 exons. The record is from RefSeq and is a predicted model, not a curated record.